CUGGCCAAGUGGCCUUGUUACUUCGUUUAACUCGUUAUAUCCCCUAACAAAUCUACCACACUGCUAAUUUCUCCCAUUUCCAUCCAGCGACCAAAGACAACUGUAUAAGCAACACACACACACUCACUCAUACAAUUUGUUCCAUUCACUAAUUAGACAGCGUGACUGUGCUGGGUGUUUAUAUUUCUCGAGCCGCAUAAUAUCGGGCGUUUGUUGAACUGCCGCAAACGGACGCCGGGUCGCUGUUAAGGUUAAUGUUUUUGGAUAAUUUAUUUUUAAAAAUAGCGCCCGGUUAGCACGAUCUUGGCACCGUCGCAGAUUGCGCGCCGGGUGACCGGACACCCCCGUACUAAUCACCAGAUGGGAAGAUUGCGCACAUAAUUAUGCACCAAUGCGCCUGCACGCCGGAGUGUUAAUAUGGAUUUGCUGGGUUUAUUCGUCCUGUUUAUUCCCGCUUCCGGCGGCUGCGAGCAACGGUGACGCCGGGAAUUUUAUCCGGACGCCGCAGAGCCAGAUCGUCGGCCUGGCCAACAAGGAUGCCAUAUUGCGCUGUGAUUUCGCCUACCCGGGCGGUCGGCCGGUGUCGCACAUUAUCGAAUGGUCGAAACGCGGUCAAGAUGUGCCGAUCUUUAUCCUGUACCAGGGCUACCCGCCCCACGUCGGCAGUGGCUAUGCCGGGCGGCUGGCGCUGGCGGCCGAGGGCGGGGAGAAGGCGUCACUGCUGGUGCGCAAUGUCCAGCGGGAGGACGAGGGAUGGUACGAGUGUAAAGUGCAAUUGCUCAACCGGCCACCGGAAACGCCGAAGAACGGAAGCUGGGUGUACCUUGUUGUACACGCGCCACCGAAAAUCACCGUUGCUCCGCCGGCGGAGAUCUACGUCAAGCAGAACGACGAAGUAACCUUUAACUGUGAUGCAACCGGCACGCCAAAGCCCAAAAUAACCUGGAUGAAGGAUGGGGAAGCAAUGCAAUUAACGGCCAAGAUCCUGCUAACCGAUAGCGCUUUGACACUGCGCUCCACCGGUCCGGCCGACGUGGGCACUUACGAGUGUGUGGCCAAGAACAGCGAGGGCCGCUCCAGCCGCGCCAGCAAAUUGAUCAUCGCCUCGGGAGCGGUGAUUCUCCGGCCACCGGAGAACAUGACCUACCUGGAAGGGGAACGCGCCAACCUGCACUGUAAAGCGGAAGGCAAACCCAACAACCUCACCUUCCACUGGCUCUUCAGCGACGCGCCCAUCGAGCCCAGCUACUACACGGAGCUGUCGUCGCGGGUGGUCGUGCAGACGGACGGGACGCUGAUCAUCAAUCCCACCAGUAAGACCGACACCGGCAAGUACACCUGCCGCGUCACCAACGGGAUCGAGGAGACACCGCAGGCCAGCGCCUGGCUCAGUAUCGAAUAUCCAGCCCGGAUCACCUACAAUCCAACACUGCAGUACCUUCCUUUGAACCUCUCCGGCAUGAUCCGCUGCUUUGUGGAAGCCAAUCCGCCCGUACAGUUUGUGCAGUGGACCAAGGAUAAUCGCGUUCUGGACAUCAAAGCCCUGCCGGCCGUCACCAGCUUGUCCAACGGAUCGCUCUUCAUCGAGAAGGUGACCAUGGACCAUCAGGGCAUCUACACCUGCACUCCUUAUAAUACCCACGGCACAGGUGGCGCCAGCAUCGAAAUGAACAUCCUCGUCGAAGAACCUCCGGCCUUCGCGAUUAUCCCCAAGCCCUUCUACCAAGGCGAACAGAAAGGCACCGUCACCAUGCUGUGCGCCGCCAAGGAGAUCGCCGGCCGCCCCAGACCCCGUCUGUACUGGCGGCGUGCCGACAGCGCCCCCCUCCCUACGGACCGCACCAGCACCCACGCCGGCAGCCUGACCAUCUUCAACCUGAAGAAAUCCGACCACGGCGCCUACCACUGCGUCCUGGAGAACGACGUGGCCACCCUGAUGGCCAGUAGUUCCCUGAUCAUCGAGAGCACCACGCCCCAUGCCCCGACGAAUCUCACCGUGGACCCCGGACCGUUCAGCGCCGACAUCAGAUGGCAGCCGGCGUAUAGUGGCGGCUUCCAGCAGCACUACGUUAUAUGGUACCGGCAGUUCGGGUCCAGUAGCCGGCAGUGGCGGACGUUGCGGGUGCGGCCGGAUGACGCCACGUCGUUUUCGGUGUAUAACCUGAGUCCGGGGACCAUGUACGAGUUCCAGGUGCUUUCCCGCAACCAGCUGGGGGAUGGUCUGUUCAGUGACCCCAUCGUGGUGCGGACUAUGGAUAUUGACUCGUACGCCACGGUCUUUCCCACGGACGCCAGCGGCUCCACUUACGUCCCGUCGAUCGUCAAGCCGUCGGGCGCCCGUCCCGGCUCCCCGCAGAACGUGCACAUCCACCCCGACACGUCGGGCCGCGGGGUGCGCGUGGUGUGGGAGCCGCCGCACAACACCUCGGUGCCGGUGAUGUACUACAUGCUGGAGUACCGCAAGCAGGGCGAGCAGUGGGGCCGCUCCAGCGACCCCAUCGCCGAGGGCCGCACCUGGCACCACGCCAAGGACAUAAUACCGGGAUCGCCCUACGAGUUCCGGGUCUACGCUUUCACGCUGACUUCCUUCAGUGAACCCAGUGACAUACAGAGUUUUACUUUAAAACAUGAAUUUAGCGGAAAUAUGAGCUCGACCAUCGCCAUAACGGCGGGGAUCGUGGGGGGCGUGGCGUUUUUCGUAUUGUCCAUUGUGAUAAUUUUAUGCUGCAUCAGAUGUUUUAAGCGCAAGCAGAGCAAAGCUCGUUAUGAAGCCAACGGCCACCGUAGCAAUAGUCCGGUUCCGUUAAAGCGUGGAGCUGAUAGAUUCGAAGCGUGGCGAAUAUUACGCAGCAUGAAAUCGCUGCGCGCCACCUGCCAGCAGCUGCUCCUCCCGCGUGGUACCACCCCCUCGCCCUGGCCCCUGGACGACUACGGUGACAUCUACGCCAGCCCCGACACCGUCCUACCGCCGCGGAAACCCCUGCACAAACGCAGCUACUCCGUGCAGAUCCAGUACACCGAACCAAUACACCCCAAGCCCGGCAGCGCCCUGAGCGGCACCAGCAGCGACUGCAUGACCAUCCGCCCCUGUAUACGCGCCCUGCGUCUCCCUCCCGGAACAGCAGCGCCUGGUCGCCGUCCUCCGGCAUCCCGAACCCUAUCCCCACGUCCUGGAUGACCUCCACCGGAA
Paramacrobiotus metropolitanus is the source of this 3190-nucleotide messenger RNA. RefSeq names its product protein turtle-like. The record is from RefSeq and is a predicted model, not a curated record. Bases 392 to 3178 code for a protein of 928 amino acids. NCBI's taxonomy places the organism in Eukaryota, Metazoa, Tardigrada, Eutardigrada, Parachela, Macrobiotidae. Gene Ontology annotation, molecular function: protein binding. The transcript has 13 exons. Gene Ontology annotation, biological process: cell-cell adhesion.